Messenger RNA from Humulus lupulus (European hop), 2152 nucleotides. Its product is annotated as calcium-dependent protein kinase 29-like. Bases 333 to 1877 code for a protein of 514 amino acids. The record is from RefSeq and is a predicted model, not a curated record. Gene Ontology annotation, molecular function: ATP binding; calcium/calmodulin-dependent protein kinase activity; calcium-dependent protein serine/threonine kinase activity. Gene Ontology annotation, cellular component: cytoplasm; nucleus. The transcript has 8 exons. Gene Ontology annotation, biological process: intracellular signal transduction; peptidyl-serine phosphorylation; protein autophosphorylation. NCBI's taxonomy places the organism in Eukaryota, Viridiplantae, Streptophyta, Magnoliopsida, Rosales, Cannabaceae.
GAGGAAUCGUCAUACAAAAGUCUAAAGCUAAGCUCUGAGUACGUAACACGAAACCGUCGCCAACUCUCUCUCUCUCUCUCUCUCUCUCUCUCCCUCUCUGGCAAAGCGUCCCUGAGCAAAAAAAGUGAGAAACGAAUGAUGCUCAGAACCAUAUAGCUGGGAAAAAGCAAAGAACAAAAUAAAGCUUUAAUCUUUCUGUUUCCUACCUAUCACAUAUAGUAUUAGUCCAAAACGUAUUGAAAUUCGUUGAAGAGAAGAGAAAAAGAGAGACCCAAGUAUUCAUCUGAAACUAUAUCCCAUCUCUUUUAGCUUUCUUUCUCUCAAAAAUCAACAUGGGUAUUUGCUUUUCUUGGUCGAAAUCCCAUGAAAUUCCAAUUUCUUCGUCCUCUGAUUCCCCUCCUCCUAGUUACCAACAAUUACCCAAGAGAACUCAUGAGCCAUGGAACCCAACUGCAUCAAGUUCUUCAUCUCAUGUUCAAAGAGGACCCAUCUUACAAAGACCUUACGAUGAUAUAAAAUCGAUUUACAAGCUCCAAAAGGAGCUGGGAAGAGGUCAGUUUGGGGUAACCUAUCUUUGUGAAGAGAGGGCCACUGGGAGAAAAUACGCCUGUAAGUCUAUUGCCAGGGGAAAACUUGUUACUGAUAAGGACAUUCGAGAUGUCAGAAGAGAAGUCAAUAUUUUGCAACAUCUUACAGGUCAACCCAAUAUAGUUGAGUUUAAAGGAGCUUACGAGGAUAAGCAAAACCUGUAUUUGGUUAUGGAGUUGUGCUCUGGAGGUGAGCUUUUUGAUCGGAUUACAGCUAAAGGGAGCUAUUCUGAGCGUGAAGCAGCCAGGAUCUUCAGGCAGAUUGUGAAUGUCGUUCAUGUUUGUCAUUUCAUGGGAGUAAUGCAUAGAGACUUAAAGCCUGAGAAUUUCUUGCUUGUUAAUAGAGAUGAAGAUUCGCCCAUUAAAGCCACUGAUUUUGGACUCUCUGUCUUCAUUGAGCAAGGAAGAGUAUACAGAGACGUAGUUGGAAGUGCGUACUAUGUGGCCCCAGAAGUAUUGCGUCGAAAUUAUGGAAAGGAGAUCGAUGUUUGGAGUGUUGGAGUUAUUUUGUACAUUCUUCUAAGUGGGGUUCCUCCAUUUUGGGGAGAGACCGAGAAAACGAUUUUUGAAGCAAUUUUGGAAGGCAAACUUGACUUGCAAAGCUCACCAUGGCCUUCCAUAUCUGCUUCUGCAAAGGAUCUUGUUGCAAAAAUGUUGAAGAUAGACCCUAAAAAAAGAAUUACAGCCGCUGAAGCCCUUGAACAUCCAUGGCUGAAGGAAGAUGGUGAAAUCUCUGAUAAGCCUAUUGACAGUGCUGUUCUAACAAGGAUGAAGCAAUUCAGGGCUAUGAACAAAAUGAAGAAACUUGCUCUCAAGGUAAUAGCAGAGAACCUAGCAGAAGAAGAAAUCCAUGGCUUGAGACAAAUGUUCAACAACAUGGACACAGAUGGAAGUGGCACAAUCACACUAGAAGAACUGAAAACUGGGUUGACCAGAUUGGGAUCUAAACUUUCUGAAUCCGAAAUACAGCAGCUGAUGGAAGCUGCUGAUGUUGAUCAUAACGGGGCUAUAGAUUACAUCGAAUUCAUUACUGCUACCAUGCAUCGCCAUAGACUUGAGAGAGAUGAGAACUUGAGGAAGGCUUUCAGAUUUUUCGACAACGAUGAAAGCGGUUUUAUCACAAGAGAGGAGCUCAGGCAAGCUAUGACUCAAUAUGGAAUGGGUGACGAAGCUACAAUUGAUGAAAUCCUUGACGAUGUUGAUACUGACAAAGAUGGAAGAAUCAACUAUGAAGAGUUUGUUGCCAUGAUGAGGAAAGGAACAGUAGAUAAUGAAGAGAAACGAAGAUAAAAUAAUAUUGUGUUGAGUUUGAUUAUGGUAAUUACUCCACAUAUCUUGCCUUUUUACUCAUCUCUCGAAUAAGUUGCCCUAGAGUUUGGGAUGUUCAAAGCUGUAUGAUCAAUUAAGCAGGUCUUCCAUAUUUGUAUGAAAUGAAAAUUGAAAAUCACAGUGUAUAUGUUGUGUUUGUAAAUGUUGAAAUGAUUAACAUAUUAAAUGUAUAAUAUUAUAUGCUUAAUAAUAAACGUUAGAAUAGAGAAUAAACGUUUUUCUAUUCUCUUCCUGUA